UUUUGAAUGUUCGGCGCGGUUUAGCUCCAGCGGUUUUGUUGUGACAGCAGAGAGAAACUCAGAAUGACCUCCACUGCCUCAUCCAGCGACGAAGGCGCAUUUAAAACCCCUAAAGCUGUCCGAGUGAGGAGCUCUGGAAGCAGCGGAGGCACCCCCAUCACCAUCCCCGCCUCGCCGUUCAUGAAGAAGCUGGGCUGUGGGACCGGAGUCAAUGUUUACCUCAUGAAAAGGGUGGGAAAACUGAAUGCAUCUCCCUGGGCUGUAAAGAAGAUCAACAGUAAAUGUGCAACCAAACAGGUGGCUGUUUACCAGCAGCGCCUCAACGAGGAGGCAAAAGUCCUGAAGGGACUCAAUCACCCAAACAUUAUUGGUUUCCGAGCCUUUGCUACGGCUAAGGACGGCUCCAAGUGUCUGGCCAUGGAGUACGGAGGAGAGCAGUCCCUCAAUGACAUGAUAGAAAAGAGGAAGGACGAAGGUCUGAAGGCUUUCCCUGCCGCCAACAUAGAGAAAGUGGCGCUGCAUGUGGCCCGCGGCCUGCAGUAUCUGCACAAUGAGAAGAAGCUGCUGCACGGCGACAUGAAGUCAUGUAAUGUGGUCAUCAAGGGCGACUUUGAAACAGUGAAAAUCUGUGACGUUGGUGUUUCUCUGCAGCUGGAUGAGAACUUGAGAGUGUCUGAUCCAAAAGCAGAAUACAUCGGCACAGAGCCGUGGAACCCCAAGGAAACUCUGGAGGAGGGAGGAGAGAUCACCGACAAGGCCGACAUCUUCGCCUAUGGCCUGACUCUGUGGGAGAUGAUGACGCUGGCGAUGCCUCAUCUGGAGAUGCUGGAUGAUGAUGACGAUGAGGAGGGUGAAGAAGAUUCUAUGGAAGAGAGUUUCGAUGAGGACGCCUACUAUGAGCGGUUGGGAACAAGGCCGUCUCUGGACAGCGAGGCUCUGGGCGGUUCGUACCGGAGGAUGGUGGAGCUCUUCUAUCUCUGCACAGAAGAAAACCCCAAGAAGAGACCAUCAGCUGCCCAGAUUGUCCAGGCGCUAGAAAGCAACGCCCCACUGGACAAAACACCCUGUGAGGUGAUUGUUAUUGACUGAUUGACAAAACCAGUUAUCAAUUUCAUGUCAGAGCUGCAGGUUAAGAAUGCUGUGGUCUGUCAGGAGUUUGGUAAAUGUCGGGAUAAUAAUUUUUUUCUGUCAGGGAUAAAACUUGGAGAAUACUUGAUAACCUGUUUUCACUGACAGUCUUUUGCAAUAAUUUAAAAACCAAGAUUCUGACCUUGGCUAAAUGUUGAAUCAUAGCCAUCAUUUCUUUGUAUGUUUUCUUUCUAUCUUAUACUGUCUAUCUUUAUACUAUGAAUGUUUUCACUUUCAUUAUCUAUUACUCCACUACUGUAAGUGUAAACUGCUACAAUUCUUGCUUUCAUCACUUAAUUAGACUGAAAGCCUGGACACAGUUUUUUUUUUAUUGUAUUUUUUCUGAAAGGCAAAAAGUAUAAAUGGAUGUUGUCUUAA
Stegastes partitus (bicolor damselfish) is the source of this 1506-nucleotide messenger RNA. RefSeq names its product PDZ binding kinase (gene pbk). The transcript has 7 exons. Lineage: Eukaryota; Metazoa; Chordata; Actinopteri; Pomacentridae. Bases 64 to 1089 code for a protein of 341 amino acids. Gene Ontology annotation, molecular function: ATP binding; protein serine/threonine kinase activity. Gene Ontology annotation, biological process: peptidyl-serine phosphorylation. The record is from RefSeq and is a predicted model, not a curated record.